This is a messenger RNA of Ixodes scapularis (black-legged tick), 3886 nucleotides long. Its product is annotated as retinol dehydrogenase 13. NCBI's taxonomy places the organism in Eukaryota, Metazoa, Arthropoda, Arachnida, Ixodida, Ixodidae. The coding region runs from base 178 to 1335 and encodes 385 amino acids. The transcript has 5 exons. The record is from RefSeq and is a predicted model, not a curated record.
GCGGCGCCCCCUUCCGCCGCGCGGAGUUACCAACGCUCUUCCUGGCAGGCGACCCCCGGGAAAGAGCUAAAUUUGCUUGGGCCGUGCCCAAGGGAGCGUUGGGUCCUCUGGGCAGUGCAUUGCUUGGGCCCGAGGCUUGUGUGGCUUGUGUCUCAGCGGCUCGGUCCGGUCGCCACCAUGAUGGAAGGCACGCUUUCCGAGUAUGCCUUCUACAUGCUCUGUCCGGUCGCCCUGCUGGUCGGGUUCCUGUGCCUGGUCAAGCACAUCAUCCGCCGGACGGAGUUCUUCCAUUGUGACGACUCGCUGGAGGGCAAGACCAUCCUCGUCACUGGAGGCUCCAACGGCCUGGGACGCUCGCUGUGCCUGGAGCUGGCCCGGCGGGGCGCCCGCGUGGUCAUCGCGUGCCGGACGCGGCUCCGGAGGGACUCGACGGCCUUCUUCCUGCGCGAGAAGACCGGCAGCUUCAACGUGCGCGUCAUGUACAUGGACCUGACCAACCUCGAGUCAAUCCGGGAGUUCGCCAAGGAGCUCAUCGCCUCCGAGGAGAGGCUAGACUGCAUCGUCAACAACGCAGCCAUCCUGACGGGGCGCGACUUUACGGCGGACGGCAUCGACCUGAUGAUGGGCGUCAACUUCGUGGGCCACUUCUUCCUGACGACGCUGCUGAUCGACAAGCUGCGCUCAACGCCCGGCAGCAUCGCGCGAGUCGUCAACGUGGUCUGCGGGGGCUUUAAGCAGGGACUCGUCUCUGACCUCGAGGACAUGGAGGACAAACGCGUGCGCAACGAGUACGACCUCAAGCACGUCUACCGCAGCUCCAAGCUGGGGCUGUUCCUCUUCAACAGGGAGCUGGCGAGAAAGUACCGUCCCUUCGACGUGGCCGCCUUCUGCGUGGACCCGGGCCUGGUGGCGAGCAGCCUGUACAAGCACCUGCCGGGCUUCCAGGGCCGCUUCAUGAGCGUCCUGGCCAGGGUCAUGUUCCGUUCCACCGAGGAGGGAAUCCAGUCCCUGCUGUACGCCAUCAUGGCUCGGAAGCUCGAGGCGGACUCCGGAAAGGUGAUCAAAGACUGCCGCGCUUUCGACGUGAAGAACUCCGAGUGGACCGACGAGGUGACCCGCGGCCUGUGGGAGCGCACCGAGGAGCUGAUCAGGUCCAAGGGCAUCCCGUUCUCGCUGAGCCAGGAGGCCGAGGAAGAAGACCUGGGCGGUGGCAUCGCGGCGGCCAAGGUCAACCUUGAGGCCUUCGCUCAGAAGAUGCAGGCCGGCGGAGGCAAGCAGGAUGGUCAGAACCUCCCGGCGGAUGACGAAGAGGAGGAAGAGGAGGACGAGGAGUAGGCGGCCGGGACGGCGCGCCCGCGGUUCGUCCCAGAGGCGCGCUGUUUGGCGGCCCUUCGAAGAACCGAAGCAUGGCCGAAUUAUCCUCGCCCCGACGGAGGCUCCCCGGGCGGCACGGAUGUCCCAAGCACGUCCACGGGACGUUCGUAGAACCUUAGGAAAUCCAGAGGGCGUCCGCGGAACCAUGCGUGUUGCCAGGGACCUUUACAGAUCAGGGAAGUAGAAGCUUCGUUGAAAGAUCCGUACGUGGCAUGAAGGCGGAGCGAAAAACCGGCGGGGCUCAAAACCUUUAUCACUCGAACAGCGCACUAUGUUCUACAACGGCAAGGAUAGCUUCACUAACGUCGUAAUUGGUGCACAACACAUUUACACUAGGAGCCUCUCCGAAUUCCGAAGUAAAACUCGACGACAGAUGACAACUUUCGAUAUCAGCUGCUUCCAGCUCUUAAGCGUAACUAGCGUUUUCUUUUUUUAAUUGAUUCCGUAAUUGAUUAAAACUUCGUCUUUAAAGAUUUUGAACAUGGGUGGGAAGCGGCGGAUCUACGUGUUUUUAUACUUGCACUACAUGGCAAUGUCUAAGUGAAUGCGUAGAAUUCACGCGGCUGUGUACUGUACUGUGGCGAGCAUAAUGAGUGGUCUGCGUUUUCUACGCACGAGAAGUCGCUUAGCGGAAAAAGCGAGUUGGUCUUGAACUUGGACUUCUCCGAAUGCGAGCCAAACGGUGUCGAUGGUAGAUCUGGCAGUUCGUGUUCUCUGUCUUCGAUCGAUUUCACUGUUUUAGGCGCCAUUCGCCUUUCGUUGUGGCGGCUGACGUCCCCAGCUACGCAAUGAGGAGUUUUGGGAGCCUAAAUUAAACCGCUGAGAAUCCGCCGCUAGUACAACCCUACCGAAUAACAAUUUUUUUUAGAAGUAGGUUUGAAACUAAAAAUAAAGAAAAAAGUGUAGUAAGCUCCAUGGAACGCUCGCAACUCGUCCUUUUAUUGUGGGCACUUACGACAAUUAAACAAUAAUAACACGCGCGUUGUAUUCUUACAUUAUUGGAUUACGAUUUUGCCUUGGGGUGCGUAAGUACGCUUUCGUCUUUGGUUUUGUGUGCUAUUUCUUAAGAACGUUGCAUCUGGUGGUUUAGAAAGUUUUAAAUAAUUGUAAGAGUACCGUAGAGUGCGAAUAAAAUAAUUGGCCCUUCAUUAUAAGUAAUCCGGACUAUGAUGACCACUAUAUAUUCCGUCAUAACCCCUGAGUUACACGUUAGGGGUCUCUGACUAUAACCCAACUGUGCGUUAAAUGGGGAACAUAGAGAGCGUUCAAGCCGUAACAAGAAGCAUUAAAAACUCUCUCAAGCUCGCAAGUUCAACAUUACCGCGUCUUGACUAACUCGCUAAGGUGUAUCGAACGUAUUUAUGUUCAUGAAUGCCCACGAACUUCGCAUCAUGCCUAUAGAUGUCACUGUUUGCUAUUCAUUCGGGCACCCACGUCGAAAGUGAACGUAAUGAAUCACUCCGGCAGAAGUCAAUAGUGACCUUUACAAUAGCUAUAUCACAAGCUGCGACCAGCGGGGGCGAGCUUCCAAAUGCACCCUUCGAAGUGGCGGCACUGUCGAGCUCCCGCAAGCAACGCCGCGAUGGCCAAAACGACUCCUCUAAAACUCGCUAAUGUGCCGCCUUCCACAUGUCGUCGUGCGUGGCCCCAACAUCCUCAAGCCUUGUGAUUCCGAAGAACUCCUCUCGCCAUUUUUUCCGGCCUGACUCUCGUGUGAAUGAACGUCUGGCCGCUUUUGCCAGCGUCCUGUUAUCCGUGUGUCCGCCCUCCGCCAACACCUCCCGAUAGCAAGGCCGUAGCGUUAGAUUUUCUACGUCACGUCCCGGAGGCCGACAGAUCGGUUCGCAAGAGCUGCGUCAGAGUUCCACUUGGACCCGCGUUCUCACCGAUCGAACACGAGACCCAGCAAGCGCGCUGACGCAGCAAUCGCGUUCAACGCAGCAAUCGCGUCCAACGCGUGCCCCAUAAUGGCCUCCACUAGGUGACGUAGACAAAUCGGGCACCAAGGCCUCGUUUAUAUUGGAGGUGUUGCCUGCACGCGAACGCGAAGCAAGAGGAGUGACGGCGAGAUUCCGCUGCACGAGAGAGUUUUAGUAGAUCGUUCGGGUGCCUCCGAUAACGAUACUCCGCCGAUGCCUUUGCGCGUGCAUCCCAUCGCUAUCGCGUGCCGUCACCGGAGUUAUCGGGGAAUGGUCUACUAAAACUCUUUACUGACAGGACAAGAAGCGCGGACCGUCUCUAUCGGAAGGCCGGCCUCCAGCACGUGUCCGUUGACUUCCGCCACGCUUCGGCUGCGUGUGAAAGCUCGACGCGCACGAGACGCCAAAAGGUUCUUGAAAGGGGGAAGCUCGCGCUGGAGGCGGGACAACUGAAGGACGUAUCCCUUCCGGUCUCGUGCAGUCUGUGACUUCUAGUCCUUCCCGCAUCCUCAAGACCGCCCGUAGCAACACGUGUCUUCUGCUCCAAGCAACAUUUCAAGCAACUAGAGCAGCGAAUAAAGAAACCUACAAUA